AUGGACUCCGACGAUGAGGAGACGUUCGCGGCGCUGCUGGAGGAGGAAGCCGAUGCCGACGCCCAUGACGAAGAGCACCUCAUGGUCCUCGCUGCUCUGGCUGGCCUGUUCGCGAGCAAUGUAAAUCCGCGGCGAGGUGGCUCGGCGCCGGGUCGGCGGAAGGCAAAGCAGAGGCAUCAACUGGAGGGCUAUUGCUUGCUCUACGCUGACUACUUCGCCUACACUUCAUUGCACGAUGAGAAAUGCAAGAAGGAUUGCACCGGCGCACUUGGAUUCACCUCACUCCAGAAGUGCAUGACAGCUAUGAGGAUGCUUGCAUACGGAGCUCCCAGUGAUAUACUAGAAGAUUAUGGACGCAUGGCCGAGUCCACCACCAUUGAGUGUUUGUACAAGUUCUGCACGGUGGUGGUGGCAGUGUUUGGACCACAAUACUUGCGAUCACCCAAUGCUGAAGACACUGCUCGGAUCCUAGCACAGAAUGCAGCAAGAGGAUUCCCUGGGAUACUUGGAAGCAUCGACUGA
This is a messenger RNA of Aegilops tauschii subsp. strangulata, 522 nucleotides long. NCBI's taxonomy places the organism in Eukaryota, Viridiplantae, Streptophyta, Magnoliopsida, Poales, Poaceae. The record is from RefSeq and is a predicted model, not a curated record.